Molecule: messenger RNA, 3680 nt
Organism: Ectocarpus sp. CCAP 1310/34
Lineage: Eukaryota; Phaeophyceae; Ectocarpales; Ectocarpaceae
Source: the annotation of a GenBank genome assembly
GUGUGUGGAAGCAGCACUUCGGGGUUGAAACCUGCAUUAUUGUGUGAUCUGGAGAAUUGUUGGGGUAUCCUGGGUGUUCGUGCUCCGCUAGGCGGCUAGAGAAACACUUGCACACAGCAGGACUGGGGGGGCGAGAUGGAGCUUCCCGAUGCCCUCAGCCCAGACAACCCAGGCCAUACCCAGACCAUAUACCAGGCCAUCGAGGCUUCAACCCAGAGCCCCGUCCCGGAAGUCAGGAAGCCCGCCGAGCAGCUGCUCAAAGCUUGCGAAGAACUUCCCGGGUACACCUCCGUGCUAGCCGCCAUCGCCACAACACACGCCGCACCGACGGACGCUAGAGCCACGGCCGUUAUCCUGCUCAAGAACAUGGUCAGGGUUCGGUGGAGGUCGAGGGGCGGUAGGGGGGCUGUGGUUGGGGACAGGGAGAAGGCGGCGCUGCGAGAGGUCCUGGCUGGUGCUGGCAUGGAGGAGCCGGAAGAGCGGGUGGUCUCGCAGCUGGCCGUCCUCAUGGGCAAGAUUGCGAGGGUGGAUUGGCCGGGGCAAUGGCCGCAGCUCUUCCCUAACCUGGUGGCCUCUCUUGUGUCGGGCAUUCCCCGCCGACAGAGGAUGUCCCUGUGCGGCACCAACGAAGUGCUGAAAGAGCUUUCAAUGAAAAGGAUUGGGUUCGACAAGGCCUCCUUCAUCAAGACAUCGGUCGAUCUCCUUCCGGUGCUGUGUCAAGCUUGGGACAGCCAGUGGGCGAUAAUAGAGGGCCUCUUGCCGUCGGUAGCGGCGGGAAACGUUCCUGUCCCUGGUGGCUCUGACGGGGCGACGGCGGCCGUAGAGGCUGUCUCGCUGGGUACCGUUUGCAUAAAGAUAAUACGGCGGCUUUUGCAGUUCGGGAUUCCCGGGUUAGACCACCCUAGCAUAGAGCUCCUGUUUUCGGGCCUGCUACACCGGAUGCAGAGCGUGGUGGCAGCCCUAGAGCAGCACCAGGCCAAGGCGAGAGCUGCAUUAAACCCCAACUUAGGCGGGGGCAAGGAGGAGCGGGAGGCGGUAUUCUUGGGCGAGCUGCAAGAGCUGGCGGAGCGGAUGGCCUGCACGGCCGUCGACGCGCAGAAGGAUCAUCCCAUUGGCUUUCGGAGGUAUCUUUCGGCGUACCUGUCGUUCUUCUGCGAGCAACUGUCCGCCAUGGUCCGGUCCCGGGUGACUUGCCCGUCCAAGGGAGUAGGAGGAAAGGGAGCGGGUGUGGGUGCGGUUGCCGGGGGAGGGUUGUGGCGGGAGGCGCCUGAGACGUUCGGGGGCGUGGUGGACCCGCAGUCGAUUGGACCGUUCUGCAUUCAGUGCAUGUCCUUUGUCGCGAACGUCGUCAGCUGCUCUAGCUACCGGGAGGAGGUCCUUCAGAAGGUACAACUGUGCUGAAUACCUUUGAAAUACAGCUCUACAACUGCUGUUUGUUAUUGUUGUUCUGACAAUUAAAACCGUUCCGGUCUCAGCUCAUUACCUUCCAAUGCCCGUAUUUGUCCAACUGACGCGGACACCUUCCGUGGUCAUUAACCAAGUACUACCCAGAGGGGGUACUCCUUGAUAGGACGAAAUGAUGAAAAUGGACCCAGAAAAGAACUGCCCAAAACGCAGUACUAGCAUAGCACCAAGAAUAAUACUAGCAUAGCACCAAGAAAAGUGCUAGAAAAGCACCAAGCAAAGUGCUAGCAUAGCACCAAGGGAGCAGGAUGUGCAGUUAUUAUUCUUUAGGUCUUAUUAGCGGGUUUGAGCCGAAGCGAUGGGCCCCAUGCUGCUCAUGACCCCUGUGAGAUCGAGACCUAUCAAUAGAAAUACUAUUUUUGUGUUGUGUGGGCGUGAUGAUUUUCCGACCGGCCGGAGAAAUCGUUCACUGGAAACCCGAUCGAUAUCGCGGGGGAAGAGGAAUCGAUUAGGCAGCAAUUGCGUUUCCGUGUUGAGUCUCGGUUUUUCUCCUGGUCCUUACGCCGUUUCUCUAGCAUCUGCUGGUAGAUAUGGUAUAUUAUGUCCAGGUACCCGAGUUUGAGCGCGAUUCACAGGUCGCGGUAAAGCCACUUUCCACGUGGUGCGGUUAUUUGCUCACGGCAUGCAGGCGUGAACUUACAGCCCUGCAUGCCCUGAUUAUGCUGAGUGCGUUGUGCCGAUGGUGGCCUUGGGCAGUGAGAGCUUAAGCGCUUCUCGUGCCGCACACUUUUUGUGCGCAGUUCGGUAAUUCUGGGUGGUGUUGCCCGAUGAUGAACGAAGGCAUAACCAACCUUGUCUUUUGCUCUUUAUUUUCCGACUGAUGUACUGUGUCCCUAACCUCACAUCGACGGCGGCCCCGGCGAAGCACAGAAGGGUUUUUCAACAACCCUCUCCUCGUGAUUAGAUAAGACCGCUGUUCAAUGCGGAGGUUUGGGCAGAGAUUGACUAGUGCCCAUGCAUGAGGUUCUGAAGAUCGCGUCGAGGCAGGGCAAGUCCUUUUCCUCGUCGCGAUUUAUUAUAUUCUCCGAUCCGUGCUGUUUAUUUUAUUGUUUUUCAAAGGUUGUUGGUGUGUUAAAGUGCGCAAUGCAUAUGUAAUCAAAGAGCUCCAGUGGCCCAUCAUCUAUCGUCAUGCCACACCAGACGUUUUUUGCCCCGUUAUUGUGUUCUGAUUCCGAGCGGCAGCGGCGCAGCACGGAGUCGUUUUUUGGUUAUGUUUUGUUGUGUUCCGAACUUCCCGCGGCGAAACGACUAUACCUGAAAGGCAGCUCAUGGCCAGGUCGGCAUGGUUGAUGCAAACUCGCCCGCGAUAUCGAUGCACGAUUCGCAUCCCUGGAGCAGGCUCAAACAUACAAACUUCGAAGCAAGGUUGACGGAUUACAACUCUUACCACUUCCAUCGUGUAGUUCGUGUGGGUGUCUGUGUCGCAUGCUCCCGGGAGUCUUAACAGCAGAGCUACAUGCUCGGUGUAGUAUCUCACGCAGACCAACCUUCUGAGCAUUAAUGAGCAGGGCAGGACCAAGCGGAACCUGACUUUCCUGGCCCGACGCCUUUGGGUUGAUGCCGUCUUUUUUUUAUCCUCGUCCUCGUGAGCCUGACCCGCCAACCACACGGGACUGCUGCCCUGGCAGAUAUUGCGCGCGAGAUCUCAUCUGUGAUGAUGGACUUCUUCACCAAGGAACGGCGAGUAUUUCGUCCCUUCCAAGACCUUGGCCCUCUGUUUGCUUCGGGUCAGGGUUAGGUUGAGGUUAGGGUUAGGGUUGGACUCACCCUAAGCCCGAAGUUGUUUUUUCUUGGCACAAUAAUCCUAAACUUCGUCUUGCUCUUCCGCGGUGCCAUGAAGAAUAUUCUUCCUCAGGAUGAGCCGUUUAUGCUGUUGUUUACCCUGUUUUGGCGUGAUGUAUCACAUGCUCAGGCUUUCACCCCUCCCGCUGGGAUUGCGGAACCUACAUGGAUGAAUUUUAUCAUUUUUGCUUGUAUUAUUUUCGUGGUAUUCACCCUCUUUCCCUCUUUCCCUAUUGUCCUCUUUUCCUUGUUGUAUCGGUCCUUUCGCAGGACCCUUAGCCUCGGAUUACACCGCUGUACCGUGUCCGCUUGCUUCGAUUUCCCCGUCCUUCGCUGAUUAACAUCGUUCCCCCCGAUUGAUGCUUCGAAUAGCGUACAAGUCAUGACCUUCCUUGCCCCAUCCCAUUCCCUAUCCCCGUGCUUGAAUUUUGCUU